GAGAGAGACAGAGUACGAGAGAGAGAGAGAGAGAGGUGAAGGGUGAGUGAGCGCGCAGCAAUUGUAAACUUGCCGUGUGAAUUGUGAGUUUGGCGACGACAUUUACCAAGGGAAAACAACGGGAACAACAACAAAGUAAAAUGCGUGUCCGCGAAAAGCGAAAGCAACAGAAGGAACCAAAGGCUCCGCAGUCCAAUCACAAAGACGAUGAUAAGAAUCCAAAGCUAUCCGCAGAUGCAGAUGCAAGACCAACUGCAUCUACGGCAACCACACCACCAUCACCUCCAGCUGCGACGCCUUCAGCCAAUGCCACAGCAACAACAACAACACCAACAGCAGCAACAACAACAGCAACGACAACAACAACAACAACAACUGCAUCUGCAAGUGCAACUAGCACCUUACCCGCUGCCGAGAAGGUAGCCUUUGAUAAUCGCAUCAAACGGAAAAAUGUCCUGGCUCUAAAUGAGAAGGUCGCCGCCCUGAGGGAAUACGAUCGUUUGCCUGUUUACAAGCAUGUUGGACGCCUGUUCAAUUGUAGCCCGGAUCAGAUUAAACGAAUCGUGCAACAGCGCGAGGAGAUUCUUCGCGCCUGGGAGCAACGGACCAGACGGAGCCAGGAUGCCCGAACAAUGGAAACGAAAACGGUGCGCGUCUCGAUGCUGGGCAAGGCUGUGUACGAUUGGAUCAGGCGCAUGAUGUACUAUAAGGACUUUGCGAUAACCGACGGACUUAUCCAGAAGAUGGCACUGCAAUUCAAGAGCUCCAUGGGACUGAAUCACUUCUUUCCGCAUCAAGAGUGGUGCGACAAGUUUCGGCACACAUACAAGAUACCGCAUAAUUAUACGAAGGUGCUAAAAAUCGGAUACACCCAAGGCUACUCCGUGCAAAUCAAGGACAUUGUCAAGGACGUGAUGUCAGAGUGCACGCCAGAGAGCACUCACGAGGAUGAGGAGGAUAUAGGCGAGGAUGUGAGUAUAGGCAGCACGGUGAGCAGUCAUGUGGGAGACGACGAGGACGCCGAAGUGGAUGUAGAUGGCGGAGAUAUCAGUGAAAAGGAAGAUAAGGAUGAGGAGAAGGAUGUUAAGCCAACACUCAGUGAGCUGAAUCUGGCUCGAGCUUUCCAAUCUCAAUUGCCCCAAUUGGUCAAGCUUCCUAUACAAGCAAACACUCCUCCUGGCACAUACCAGAAGGUCCUACUGGCCACUCCAAUUGUUCCGCCUGCUGCAGCAUCUGCUGCUGCUGUUGCCACCGGGGCCCAACCCAUGACCAUGACGAUUAUUCCAUUGGCCACACUAGCACAAAGCAUCACGCCGCGUACGUCAGGCACAACAGCGGCGCAAUCGCACCAACAGCAGCAGCAGGAAAAAUGUCCAGCGAUUCCACCACCCAUGGUGGACAUUAAGCUGGAGAAGGAAAUCAAAACCGAACCCAAGGACCCUGGGGAGGAAGCAGAGGCGGCGGCGCAGACGGAGGUGCCGGCGAAACCAGCCCCGGCACCGGCACCAGUCCAACCACCACCACCACCACAACAGGAACCUGUGGUUCGGAUCAAAGAAGAAAUUGAAAGCGAUGACGACGAGCUCCUCGAGGACGAUGCGAAUGGAGGACGAUCGAGUGUCAACUCACUGGCCGAAGUACUGGCAGCCAAUGUGGAGAAUGAGAAGGAAUACAUUGAGCAUAUGCGUCAACGUAAGGAGAGUCCGGUACCAGGAGCAAAUCUGCCGCCCAUGCCGCCAUUGACCAAAGCCCCAGUAACAGUAACCCGACAAGCAGCCAAACGACGCCAUCAGCAGCCGGAUCACGAUGACAAUAAUAAUGCCGAUCUCAAUCAACGUGGAAUUGCAGGAUCAGGUGAAACGACUGUCAUCAGCUGUACCCAGGCUCGCAAGUACCUGAAAUUGUUGGAGGAGUUCGCCCUAUACAAGGAGAACUAUCGCCUGAUUGGACUGAUCACUCGAGCCGAUGAAGUAAUGCGGGAAAUGGGCGACGAUUUACCCUAGAUAAUAGUGGGAGAAUAGAUUCUCUAAUGGGCUAGGGAUUGGGGGGGGUGUUGGUUGUAAUAAGUUUCAGCCAAAUAGCGUGCUAGUCGUAAGUUCUUAGUCUAUAGAACCCACACACACACACACACACACACACAUACAUACAUCUCGAAGAUGCAAUCAAUCAUAGAAUUAAAAUCUAAUUUUUGACCUAAACCAAAUAUAUGAAACCAAAAUGCA
Drosophila willistoni is the source of this 2222-nucleotide messenger RNA. RefSeq lists its product as uncharacterized. The coding region runs from base 141 to 2003 and encodes 620 amino acids. The record is from RefSeq and is a predicted model, not a curated record. NCBI's taxonomy places the organism in Eukaryota, Metazoa, Arthropoda, Insecta, Diptera, Drosophilidae. Gene Ontology annotation, molecular function: DNA binding. The transcript is spliced from 2 exons.